Penicillium taxi is the source of this 1296-nucleotide messenger RNA. RefSeq names its product protein kinase PKP2. Bases 1 to 1296 code for a protein of 431 amino acids. The record is from RefSeq and is a predicted model, not a curated record. Gene Ontology annotation, molecular function: pyruvate dehydrogenase (acetyl-transferring) kinase activity. Gene Ontology annotation, cellular component: mitochondrion. Lineage: Eukaryota; Fungi; Ascomycota; Eurotiomycetes; Eurotiales; Aspergillaceae. The transcript is spliced from 4 exons. Gene Ontology annotation, biological process: protein phosphorylation; regulation of glucose metabolic process.
AUGCUGUCAAGUCGUCCAGUCCGGUGCUGGUCCACCUUGCGACGGGCUUCAAACCGUUCUUACUCAUCGCAACAACCCCCACCCUGGCGGCCGGCCUCUGCUGUGGAUGAAUGGGUUGAACGUCAGAUACGUCCUAUCAGUCUUAGGCAAUUGACCUUCUUUGGCCGCACUUUGACCGAGCCACGGCUUAUCGGCUCUGCCAACUAUGUGCGCACGGAGCUACCCAUUCGUCUUGCGCAUCGAAUCCGAGAUAUUCAACAAUUGCCCUAUGUUGUUGUUUCCAACCCACAUCUAUCUCUUGUACACGAAUUGUACUAUAAAGCCUUCGAGAAAUUCAGAAUGGUACCCGAGAUCUGUACUUUGGACGAUAAUGAGCGCUUCUGCGAAAUCCUCCGUGAGAUGCUAAAAGCACACUUGGUAGUGAUCCCCAAUUUAGCGAUUGGGGUCUUGGAAUGCCGCGACCUGGUACCGUCAAAUGCAAUGGACAGCUUCAUGAAUACUCUCCUACGAGCGAGAAUCUCCAGGCGCGUUAUUGCCGAGCAGCAUCUGUCCCUCACGGACAACUUUAAUGCGGAUUGGAAUUUUGCCGACUCGCAUGAGCGCAGCGACAUGAACUCAGACUUUGUAGGUGAGGUAUUCCUCAAGUGCAAGGCCAAUGACGUCGUGGAGCGAUGCGGGAAAGUUGUGCAGGAUAUGAUGCGUCAGACCUGUCAGCCCAGUCAAAUCCCCGAGAUCCACGUUCAGGGUCAUUUGGACGCCACCUUCCCUUACAUUAUGAGCCACUUGGAGUACAUCGUGGGCGAACUUCUGCGGAACUCCAUGCAAGCUGUGGCUGAGAAACACCAAGACUACUCACAACCACCACCCCCCAUCAAUGUCCUGAUUUGUGAAACAAACCAACAUGUGAUAAUACGGAUAUCGGACCAGGGUGGUGGUAUUCCGAGAGAGACCCUUCCAUAUUUGUGGUCCUUCAGCAAGGGACCGCAAAUACAAGUGCAACUCGACAAUCUCCUAAAAGUGCCUGUCAUGGCUGCGACCAUGCAGGAAUUGACCGUAUCGCAACGCAGAGUGGGCGUAGGAUUCCGUGAACUGUGGCUGGACACGCUGACAUCGCGACCCCACGAUUUGCGUCUCGGUCUAGGAUUGCCUAUGGCCCGAGUGUAUGCAGAGUACUGGGCUGGAAGUUUGGAGCUGCAUAGUCUGGAGGGUUAUGGCGUGGACGCCUUCUUGCAGAUCUCGAAACUGGGUAAUAAGAACGAGCAGGUAACCAGCCGUGCAGCCAUCGAUGCUGUAUGA